AUGGAUGCGCCAUCUGUAUAUUCGACGCAUGUAUACGAGCCGAGCUCCGCGGAAACGGGCGACACGAGACUGCAGAUCCAAGCACAGCUCGAAACCUUCACUCUUGACUUCCGUCUGGACAGCAAAUUCGUCUAUCGUGAACAACUUCGCGAAAAUGCUCUUGUACAAAAAUACUACUGCGAUGUAAACAUCAACCACUUGAUCAGCUUCAACGAGGAGCUUGCACACAAGAUUGUCUCCGAGCCAGCAGAAAUCAUUCCUCUGUUUGAAAAUGCUUUGAAAAAAUGCACUCACAGAAUUCUCUUCCCCCACGAUCGCCAAGUCAAACUUCCGCAGCACCAGCUGCUGCUUCACUCCGACGGCGAGGAUGUUUCCAUUCGUGACCUUGACUCUGUGAAUAUUGCCCGGCUAGUCCGAGUUCCUGGUAUUGUCAUUGGCGCCUCCGUCAUGUCGUCAAAGGCCACAGAGCUACAUCUGCAGUGCCGAAACUGCCACGACUCACAAUCUAUUCCUAUCCUCGGCGGUUUUUCAGGCGUUUCCCUUCCCCGCCAGUGCGCUCGCAAGAGAAUUCCGAACGACCAAAGCCCCAAGUGUCCUCUCGACCCAUACUUUGUCAUGCAUGAAAAAUCGAUUUUCAUUGACCAGCAGGUCAUCAAACUGCAGGAGGCACCAGAUCAGGUCCCCGUUGGUGAACUCCCUCGACAUGUGCUCAUCUCGGCCGACCGAUACCUCACAAACCGAGUCAUCCCUGGCUCUCGUUGCACAGUCACGGGCAUUUUCUCCAUUUACCAGAACAAGGGCUCCAAGUCCGCUACGAGUGGUGCUGUUGCCAUUCGCACACCAUACCUACGCGCCGUCGGUAUUCAGACCAGCUCUGACCAACUUAAGGGCUACACCAGCUAUACAGAAGAGGAAGAGCAAGAGUUUUUGGAAAUGAGUCGUCGACCAGAUCUAUACAACGUGAUGGCAGAGUGCAUUGCCCCGUCCAUCUAUGGUAACAACGAUAUCAAGAAAGCCAUUCUUUGCCUUCUGAUGGGAGGCUCCAAGAAACUGUUGCCUGACGGAGCUAAACUAAGAGGCGAUAUCAAUGUGCUUCUUCUUGGUGACCCCGGAACGGCUAAGUCCCAGCUGCUCAAGUUUGUCAGCAAGGUCGCUCCUAUUUCUAUAUACACAUCUGGCAAGGGCUCGUCCGCCGCCGGUUUAACGGCAUCCGUCCAGCGAGACCAAUCAACACGCGAAUUUUACCUCGAGGGCGGAGCCAUGGUGCUUGCUGACGGCGGUGUCGUCUGCAUUGACGAGUUUGACAAGAUGCGCGACGAGGAUCGCGUGGCCAUCCAUGAAGCCAUGGAGCAGCAGACGAUUUCUAUUGCGAAAGCCGGUAUUACGACCAUUUUGAACGCAAGAACUUCAGUAUUAGCAGCGGCAAACCCCAUCUUUGGUCGCUACGACGAUAUGAAGUCUCCCGGAGAAAACAUCGACUUCCAAACCACUAUUCUUUCUCGUUUCGACAUGAUCUUCAUUGUCAAGGACGAUCAUAGCAAAGAAAAGGAUAUCAAUAUUGCCAAGCACGUCAUGGGUAUUCACAUGCAAAACCGCGCCGUUGAAGAAAUGGUCGAGUCAGAGAUUCCAGUGGACAAGAUGAGGAGAUACGUUUCCUACUGCAGAAACCGCUGCGCUCCCCGUCUGAGCCCGGAAGCCGCCGAGAAGCUGUCGUCACACUUUGUCUCCAUCCGCCGGCAGGUCCACGCCGCUGAGAUCGAGGCCAACACGCGCUCUUCCAUCCCCAUCACCGUGCGCCAGCUCGAGGCCAUUGUUCGCAUCACCGAGUCGCUGGCCAAGCUGACGCUGUCGCCCGUCGCCACCGAGGCGCACGUCGACGAGGCCAUCCGCCUCUUCCUCUGCUCCACCAUGAACGCCGUCAACCAGGGCAGCAACCAGGGUAGCCGCGAGCUCAACGACGAGGUCAACAGCGUCGAGGCCGAGCUGAAGCGCCGCCUGCCCAUCGGCUGGAGCACCAGCCUGGUCGCGCUGCGCCGCGAGAUGGUCGAGGGCAAGGGCUAUAGUGAGCAGGCGCUGAACAGGGCCCUGAUGUACAUGGAGAGGAGGGACACAAUUGUCUUUAGGAAUCAGGGUGCCCAGAUCCAUCGCAACGGUGCGUAG
Cordyceps fumosorosea ARSEF 2679 is the source of this 2160-nucleotide messenger RNA. Its product is annotated as DNA replication licensing factor mcm5. Bases 1 to 2160 code for a protein of 719 amino acids. Gene Ontology annotation, biological process: DNA replication; double-strand break repair via break-induced replication; DNA replication initiation. Gene Ontology annotation, molecular function: 3'-5' DNA helicase activity; ATP binding; DNA replication origin binding. The transcript is spliced from 4 exons. Lineage: Eukaryota; Fungi; Ascomycota; Sordariomycetes; Hypocreales; Cordycipitaceae. Gene Ontology annotation, cellular component: nucleus; MCM complex. The record is from RefSeq and is a predicted model, not a curated record.